This is a messenger RNA of Drosophila serrata, 1595 nucleotides long. RefSeq names its product putative cytochrome P450 6a20. Lineage: Eukaryota; Metazoa; Arthropoda; Insecta; Diptera; Drosophilidae. The record is from RefSeq and is a predicted model, not a curated record. Gene Ontology annotation, molecular function: oxidoreductase activity, acting on paired donors, with incorporation or reduction of molecular oxygen; heme binding; monooxygenase activity.
CUCAACAUGCUGGUUCCAAUCGCUCUACUAGUCGGCGUCCUCACCCUUGUCGCUUGGUGGGUGCACCAGACCUUCACCUACUGGAAGCGUCGCGGCAUUCCCCACGAUCCGCCCAAGAUUCCGCUCGGCAACACCAGUGAACUGAUGAAGACCAUGCAGCUGUCCCACAUCCUCAAGCGAACUUACUUCAAGUACAAAAACAAGACCGAUGGACCCUUCGUGGGCUUCUACGUUUUCGCCAAGCGGUUUCUCGUGGUCACCGACAUUGACUUCGUGAAGACUGUGCUGAUCCGGGACUUUGACAAGUUCCACGACCGCGGCAUAUUCCACAACGAGCGGGACGAUCCGCUGACGGCCAACCUGACAACUAUCGAGGGGCAGAAGUGGCGGACUCUGCGCCAGAAGCUGACGCCCACCUUCACGUCUGGCAAGAUGAAGAACAUGUUCCCUACCGUGCUGAACGUGGGCGAUGAGCUCAUCCGAGUGUUUGACGAGAAGAUCUCCUCCAGCUCCCCGCAAACCCUAGAGGUCACCAAUCUUCUGGCCCGCUUCACCGCCGACGUGAUCGGAGUCUGCGCCUUUGGCCUGGAAUGCAACAGUCUGCGGGAUCCCAAUGCUGAAUUCGUCAGAAUGGGAGAGUCGGCGAUCAACGAGCGUCGUUAUGGCAGGCUCGUGGAUUUGCUCCUCUUCGGAGCACCCAAGUUGUCAGCCAAACUGGGCAUCAAGACCCUGUUGCAGCCGGUCGAGGACUUUUACAUGAACAUCGUUAAGGAUACCAUUGAGUAUCGCAAUAAAAACAAGGUGUCCCGAAACGACUUCAUGGACAUGCUUAUUGAUAUGAAGCUGAAGUACGACAGUGGCAACAAGGAGGAUGGCAUUACCUUCAAUGAGCUGGCCGCCCAGGCCUUCAUAUUCUUCCUGGCUGGCUUUGAGACCAGCUCCACCACCAUGGGAUUCGCCUUGUUCGAGUUGGCCUGCAACCAGGACAUUCAGGAUAAACUGAGGACAGAAAUUGAUGGUGUCUUAAAGAAGCACAAUGGCAAGCUGGACUAUGACAGCAUGCGGGAGCUAACCUACCUGGAGAAGGUCAUCGAUGAAACCCUAAGGAAACAUCCUGUGGUGGCCCAUUUAGUUCGCAUUACCACAAAACCCUAUGUUCAUAGCAAUCCAAAGUAUUCAAUUGACCGUGACAUUGGCGUUCUUGUGCCCACGCUUGGCAUUCACCAUGAUCCGGAAUUCUAUCCUGAGCCGGAGAAGUUCAUCCCGGAGCGCUUUGAUGAAGACCAGGUGAAGCAGCGACCUGCCUGUACAUUCCUUCCCUUCGGAGACGGUCCCCGAAACUGCAUUGGCCUAAGAUUUGGAAGGAUGCAGGUCAUAGUUGGAAUGGCCCUGCUUAUCCAUAACUAUAAGUUUGAGCUGCAUCCCACCAAGACAUCGGUUCCGAUUAAGUACAAAGUCAAAAACAUUUUGUUGAGCGCCGAUGGCGGAAUCAACCUGAAUGUCAGUAAGAUAGCGAGGCAGUAGAGUGAUUCACCCUGCCUGAGUAACAUAUUUAAUCCAGUUUGAAAUAAAUACUAAUUGAAAUUGAACUUGAA